AUGUUGCAGUAUUGCGAUAACACUCUUGAAGGUGAGAUAUCAAACGAUAUGCACUCCGAUAUAUUGUUAUAUUCGGAAAUUGAUCCGCAUGAUACGAUUGAAGAAUUUCCGGGAACCUAUUCUUUAAUAACGAUACCACUAGAACCAACAGCAGAGGAAGAAGCUUUUCAAACAUAUUCCGAAUCGCAACCAAUGCUACCAAGUCCAUUGCAACAGCAAUCACAACCAACUGAUUUUACAUCGAUUCCGCAUUCUACUGAAUCAACAUCGAUUCAGAUUAUGCAAUAUUGCGAUAACACUCUUGAAAGUGAGAUAUCAAAUGGUGUGCACGCCAAUAUAUCGUUAUAUUCGGAAAUUGAUCCGCAUGAUACGAUUGAAGAAUUUCCGGGAACCUAUUCUGUAAUAACGAUACCACUAGGACCAACAGCAGAGGAAGAAGCUUUUCAAACAUAUUCCGAAUCGCAACCAAUAUCACCAAGUCCAUUGCAACAGCAAUCACAACUAAUUGAUUUUACAUCGAUUCCAUAUCCCACUGAAUCAACAUUUGUUCAUCUGGAGCAACUUUCGAGCGGCUAUUUCAAUAACGCUCUUAGAAGUGAGAUAUUGAAUGGUAUGUACUCCGAUAUAUCAUUGAUUGAUCCACGUUGUACGAUUCAACCGCUCCUGACUACCUCUAUCUACAAUAACGGUAAGUUGUUGCCUCAUGAGAUGACGCAGCAGAUAUGUAAUUUGGUUUUAGGAAUUAUUAAAAAGUUACAUAGUAAUUACUUUCCGAAAUCAUUUCAGGAUCAUGAGAAAGUAUGUGAUCAAUCGUUUUCAAAUGCUGAAACAAGCAAUAUAACAGCGUGUGCCAUAUUAACCGGAUUUCAACCACAAUCUUCACAGCAACCAAUUCUAAAUUUUGGUGUUACGGUAAUCGGAGAUUAUUUAAUGAAUGAACAAUAUCAAGUUUUAGUAACAAAUUUGUGUAAUUAA
Cercopithifilaria johnstoni is the source of this 975-nucleotide messenger RNA. Lineage: Eukaryota; Metazoa; Nematoda; Chromadorea; Rhabditida; Onchocercidae. The record is from the annotation of a GenBank genome assembly.